This is a messenger RNA of Penicillium egyptiacum, 1470 nucleotides long. NCBI's taxonomy places the organism in Eukaryota, Fungi, Ascomycota, Eurotiomycetes, Eurotiales, Aspergillaceae. The record is from the annotation of a GenBank genome assembly.
AUGAUCACUUUGAUUGUCGCAAUUCUUCUUUUUUUGGUGGGAAGGACCAUAUAUCGGCUAUAUAUCCACCCGCUCAGCAAGUUUCCUGGCCCGAAGCUCGCUGCCAUCAGUAGCAUUUAUGAAUUCUACUACAGCGUCCUUAAGGGAGGCAUGUUCAUUCGGGAGAUGGAAAGGAUGCAUGAAAAAUACGGUCCCAUUGUUCGCAUUACACCCAACGAACUUCACAUCAGCGACCCGGAUUACUAUGGAGAAUUGUUUGGCGGCACUCGAGACAAAGUCCCCAUGCCGGCUCUAGCAGCCUUCUUGCCAACCUCAAUGGUUGUAACAGUCGGUCACAAUCUCCAUGCUGCCCGUCGCCGCCCAGUGGCGAAUUACUUUUCGAAAAUGGCAGUCCAAAAUUUGGAUUCGGUGCUUCAAUCAAAAGUUGACAAGCUCUGCGAUAGAAUGCAAGAGGUUGUUUCCACUAGAAGUGUCUUCCCGCUGGGUGCUGCAUUCGCGGCAUUAACGGCCGAUGUCAUUUCCGAGUGCUCAUAUGGAUUCAGCGUCAACUACCUCGAUGAUCCGGACUUCAAGAAUGAUAUUCAGCAGGGAGUUUCUAACCUGGCUAGCAUUAUCCAUAUCCCGCGGUGGGUUCCUUUCUCAUCUACCGUGUUUUCUUCGAUCCCGGAACGACUGCUGUCAAAAGUUCACCCUGCUCUUAAAGCCACCUUUCGUUUGAAGCAACUGGUUCGAACAACCUCCCAGGCAGCACUCGAAAACAAAGAGGUUCAUAAGGAAUGUGAUCAAACAGUUUUUGAUGCACUCAUUGAUCCGACUGUUCCCCCUGUGGAGAGGUCUCUGAACCGGCUGGUUGAUGAAGGUAUGAUCAUCUUGAUGGCUGGAGUAGAAACUACAGCCUCAACAUUGAGUUCGAUCAUUUUCAAUCUCCUACACAGCCCCGAUAUGUUGUCAAAGCUCCGCAAGGAACUGGACCUGCACCCCGACCAAACAUCCUGGUCUGAGCUCGAACGCUUGCCCUAUAUGAGAGGAGUAAUCAAUGAAGGCCUUCGGAUCUUCAUGAGCCACUCACAAAGACUCACGCGGGCGGACCCCACCGCAAACAUGAAAUAUAAGGAUUGGGUAAUCCCGGCUGGUAGUGCUGUCAGCCAAUCCAUUCACUUCCUCCACACAAACCCCGAAAUCUUCCCAGAACCAUAUCGAUUUGACCCCGAACGUUGGAUCCGAGCUCAGGAGCAAGGAGAUCGAUUGGAGACAUGUUUGGCUCCCUUUUCGAAAGGAACCAGGCAGUGUCUCGGAAUGCAUCUUGCGUAUGCGGAGAUUUAUCUUGGACUUGCUGCUAUCGUCCGUCGUUUUGACCUGGAGCUGGCCCAAACUACGCCGGAAGAUAUGAAUCACUACCGGGAGUACGCUUUCGGUCACCCCAAAAAGAGGAAUGCUGGGUUGCGAGUGACGGUUACUGGAACUCGCUAG